Leucoraja erinaceus (little skate) is the source of this 7594-nucleotide messenger RNA. Its product is annotated as espin-like protein. The transcript is spliced from 8 exons. Gene Ontology annotation, molecular function: actin filament binding. Lineage: Eukaryota; Metazoa; Chordata; Chondrichthyes; Rajiformes; Rajidae. Gene Ontology annotation, cellular component: cytoplasm. Gene Ontology annotation, biological process: actin filament bundle assembly. The record is from RefSeq and is a predicted model, not a curated record. The coding region runs from base 480 to 3545 and encodes 1021 amino acids.
GCUCUGCCUGGCCUGCUGAGUUACUCGGGCACUUUGUGUCUUCCCUUGGUAAACCAGCCUUUGCAAUUCCUUGUUUCUACACCAACUCCUUUGGGUUGCCUGACCACCACCCUCAGCAGUUGCCUUCGACCUGCUCCUUGGAGUGAACCUGAGGAAGAGAGGUAGAGGGGGAUGGGGAGUAAUGUGAUACAUGACAAUGCAGUUCUUCCUAUUCUUUUUUUUUAAGCGGUUUCUUAAUUCGCCCUUCUCCAGUGGGGACCGGGAGCCGGAGCCGGGGCCAAGGGUUCAGGAACUAGCAUCGCCCCAGAGUAAUUAGCGUUAUUGUGGAGUGACUAUUGAGCUGUACUAUUAACCCCCUCUGCACGACUACACCCGAUCCGGUAACUGAGACCUCCUGUGACAACGUGCUGACAGAAGGCAGCUCUAAGCUGGGGACAGCGGUCGGCAGCGGGACAAAUGGUUGAGUGGCGCUCACAGGGAUGGUUCCUCACCCGUGCCUGCUGGCCGCCAAGGACGGGGACCUGGAGACGCUGAAGGGCUUGGACGCCCACGGCAGGCUGAAUGGGAACAUCGAGGAUCACCUGGGAGCCUCCCCGGUCCAUCUGGCGGCCAGGGCCGGCAGGCUGGACUGCUUGAAGUUUCUCAUCACACAGGCUAAGUUGUCAGCGAACAAAAGGGCCAAAAACGGAGCGACUCCCACCCACGACGCCGCCGCCACCGGGAACUUGAGGGCACUCCAGUGGCUGACCAGCGCCGGUGGCUGUGACAUUCAGGACCGGGAUGACCACGGAGCAAAUGUUCUGCACCUUGCAGCUCGAUUUGGCCGAUCGGAAACUGUGCAGUGGCUGCUGCAGGCUGGGUGUGAUCCCAUGUUGGAGACGGAUGGUGGGGCGGUGCCAGCACACUAUGCAGCUGCUAAGGGAGACUUUGCAAGCCUGAAACUGCUUAUCGCACAAGCUCCAAGGGCUUUGAACAAGCAAACUCACAAUGGUGCUACUCCCCUCUACUUGGCCUGUCAGGAAGGACACCUUCACAUCGUUGAAUUCCUCGUCAAAGACUGCAAGGCCAAUUUGAACCUGCGAACACACGAUGGGAUGACAGUUCUUCAUGCAGCCGCACAGAUGGGCCACUGUGCCCUGGCGCUGUGGCUGAAAUCGUUCACCAACACCGAUGUUUCUGCACAGGAUAAUGAGGGAGCAACUGCAAUGCAUUUUGCUGCCAGCGGAGGGCACGUCAAGGUCGUGGAACAAUUAUCAAGGAUGGGGGUCGGGAUGCUGAAGGAUAACUGGGGUGGAACACCACUGCAUGAUGCUGCGGAGAAUGGGGAGCUGGAGUGCUGUCAGAUCCUUGUCAUGAAUCAUGCAGACCCCACCGUUCAAGACGAUGAUGGUUAUACUGCUGCUGAGCUGGCAGACUACAAUGGAAACGUGGAGUGUGCCAUGUACUUGCGGCACGUUGGACAAAUGCUCCCACCGGAGGACCCUCCUGUUUCUGUGCAAAGGCAAGAAUCGAUUCGCAGAUCAAAAAGCAUCGUGAAACGGCAGAGCAGAGGUGACUACUACCAGUCAAUUAACGAGGGCCGCAGGCAGCUGAGCAACUUUCAGCAAGGAAUGGAGGAUGGCAAGAGCGAAAACCUAAAGCUGAAAGAGAAGUCAAAAGAGAAAGCAGUGGUCCCACUCUCUGUUGAGGAGGUCCCUUCCACUGACGUGGAUUUGCUGGUACCCACACAUGAUGAGAAAGGUCGCCCCAUACCAGAGUGGAAGCGCCAGGUAAUGGUCCGUAAACUGCAGGCACGACUGCAGGUUGAGGAAGAGCUACGGAGAGAGCACAAAGGAAGAGAUUACCCACAGACAGAGAUAUGGAGGUAUUCCCAGGAACACAAUGCCAUAUUGGGCCCCUUUGGAGAGCUCCUGACUGAGGAUGACCUUAUCUACCUGGAGAAGCAGAUUGAAAAUGUCCAAGUGAUGAAAAGGUGCCAGGAAUACGAAGGCGAGCUGAACCGUUUGGCAGUUCAGCUGCGAACGAUUCUUCCUGCUCCCAUCGUCAAGAUCACCGUCAAUGCUCAACUUCAGGAUUCGGGCAAGGAGGAGAACACGCCCUUGCCAGUCUGGUGCAACAGGAUAUCUGGGAUAGUGAGGACUAUGUCACUCCUCUUGUCAAACGUGAAUGACAAAGAUCGCGCAGAUAAUGAAAGCAAGGAGAUUACUAGAAUACCCAAUGUGGAACUGGCAGCCGUCUUCACUCCAAGUCAUGACCAAACAUCUUCAAGAAAGAGCAGGAACAAGGUAGAAAAAGAGAUUCACCAGUUUGGCGUGUCCGUGCGCACCCUCAGGGCCAAUUUUGAAAAGCAAUGUGUGAUGAAAGAUAAAACGUUGGCAAGCACCAAUCCACUGGAAAAUCGGGCAAGUAUCUUUGAAAACAAAAGUAAUAAUGAGUUCUUUCCAAUGAGCCCAGAACAUAGAGAUGUAGCUCAAAGUGUAGAAGAUGUGUGUCAUGCUACCACUGCUUGUGAAGGUGAAUCUUGGCAAAAGGAUAUCACUGGGAUUCAAGGGAAUGAGUUGAGUGGAGAACCAACACAACAGGUCCGACAGCCAGGCAGCAUGGGGGGCACGGGUGAAUCUGGAAUUAACUCAAAGAACGAGGUGGUGGAAGACCGUGCCUCCUGUUCCCCUGUGACAGAGUCGACUAGCCUGAGGAAAGAAAGAAUAGUUGUGUUAUUCCUGGGUCACUGGAAAAAAUCAACUUACACUAUGUCUUUGAAAGUGAAACUCAAAAACUUGUGUACAUCUGCUAUUGGUGAAAAUAGCAAUGAGCCAGCAAAUGAUGGAGAGAUGAGUGAAACAGAGUGUGGUGGUAAGCCGGAGUUGGAAACGCAUCAUGAACCCGAGUCCAAACUGUCCAUUCCAAAUGAAAAACUUAGGCAUCUGUUCCUGCAGAAAAGGACCAUUACCAAACUCAUUGGCAACUGGAGAAACAUAAUCUCCCAUGUCCCAUCCAGACAAAUUAGGCGAUUGUAUCGGCAGAGGGUGACCUAUUCACCUGAACAGUUUCUCCCUCGUGUCAAUGGUGUUCCUGCUGACUACAAUAGUCUGACCCUUGACCUUUUCAUGUUGGGAUACUUUCACAUCCUUGAACUUGACCUGCCACCGGAUGAAAGGAAAAUGAGGCAUCUUCUGUGCUUCGAGGUGUUUGACCACUUGGGAAAAUUCAGUUGGGACUUGGUCCGUGCAUUCCACAAGGCAGUCAUUGAGGAGAUCGAUGCUGGCAAAAGGGAAUGGAAGAAUGGAUUUGAAGACAUUAAACAAAGGUUCUUCAGCAACCCUGAAAACCUGAUAGCUAUGCCCACGCAGUCCGAGGUGACUAUAAGACCGGUGCCCAAGGUCAUUGUGCAAAGUGCCACACCCGAAGAGGAUGAACUGCUCAUGGGCUACGGCUACUCCUCUGACCCCGGAGCUUUCAGCAAUGAUGAGAUUUGCAAGUACAUUGACAGAAGCUUUGCUUUCUGGAAGGACAAGGAAGCAGAAAUUUUUGAUUUUGAGGAAUGAGUUCCGAAGGACUAUCCAUUCUGCGGGCACAGAUAGAGUUCCUUCAACUGAUGGAAGACACCAUGCCACAAUGGCUAAAGUGGAUUCAAGGGUCAAAGACUAAAAGGCUUUAUGACCUAGAAUAAAAAGCACAGAUGUUUUGUUGUAUGUAAAUUCCUUUUGCAGCCUUGUUAACGUUAAUACUGACUGGUCUUAUGUUUCAAUUCUUCCUAAAUGUUAACUAGCUGUAUAAAAUCAAUACAUAGUCACUGAACAGCAGAACCUUAAAAAAUUAAUCACUGCAUCUGAUGAAGCACCAUUUGAAGUGGUAUUAAUGUUGUAAUGUACAAAAUAUGGUAGCCUUGUUUACGUACAGUAACAUCUGUCUUGCAUACAAUGAUUGAUGGCUUCAACUGAUGUCCACGAGCUUCCAGUUGUAUGUCGUUCUUAGUCUCUUUCCCACUCCCGCAACAACCCGUGCGCCCAUAGCCAUCUCCAAUGCUACAGAAAGGCCAAACACAAAUUGGAAGAACUCGCAUUCUGUUUUGGUAGCUUACAACCGAAGGUACAGUAUCAAAAUUGAAUUUAACCCAUGCUCCCUUCAUCUCCACCCACACAGAGCCACCUGUCUAUCUAGUUCCUUUCUCCCUUCAUUUACCUGUCCCAUCUCCCACCCACACACUUACUUCCAUUUGCCCAUUCUUCCAUCCCUAGCAAGUUCCACCCUUCAGUCUCCCUCCCACCCCUCCCCCCUCACACUGGUAUAUGCUGGCAAUCUUUCCUCUUCCCCCCUCCGUCCUGAUGCAGGAUCUCAACCUGAAACGUUGCCUUACUCUUCUGCCUCAACAAAUGCUGCUUGUCCCGUUAAAAUCUUCCAGUAUUCCACUUUUUGGUCCAGACACCAGAAUCUGCAAUCUCCUUUUUCUUCGAUUCACUGAAUCAGAUUGGCCUGUAUUAGAGUGAAAUUUAAUCCAACAGAUGAAUUUCCAUCUCGUUAGUGCUUCCUUGCCUCCCUGUCACCAGAAUGGGACAUCUUUGGGCUCUGUGCUGGCCUGACCAUGUUGAGUGGAUGUAACUUCAAACGUCCCCAGCAGAGAGGUUGGACAUGGCUCAGCCCAGAACUCAAAUUCCCUCCUGGGACAAAUAAAGUUCUAUCGUAUCGUAAAUCGAAAGCUUAGAUUCUGGCAGUUGAUGAAACACGACAAGUUUACACCUUUACUCAGAAACUGGACCUCCUAUUCAUCCUGUCAGAUUUGUCCAACUCCAUUCUGGGCCUUUGAAGGUUGUGCUGAUUAUUAGGUAAGGUUUGUUUGAGUGAAUGCAAGUGCAGUUUGGAUGUCCUGAAGAAACUUAUUUAGUUCUUCCCUAUUUGCCCCAAGAGGUUAACAACAGCCAACAAAUUCUUCCAGAUACUACACAGUAUUUAAUACAAACACAAUGAAUCCUUGAAUGUCAAGGACCCCACUUCACCUCAACAGCAUGAGGACCCAGAGAAUCAUUAUGAGUUCCUUCCUUAACUUGGUGAGGCUGGAUAAAGUUAAGUGGAAGUUUUGCUAUAAAAUGCCUUGCAAAAUGUCAAUAGUGUGUUGGUGUGUCACUGUUUGUUCAGCAGAAUAAUUAAAAUGAAAUGUGAGUUAUUUUCAAAGUACUUCUCUUGGUUUGAAUGAAAGGGUUGAUGUUUGAGAUGUUUGACAUUAUCAGUUGCUUCACGUGCACCAAUUGAAAUAUGGCCUGUCUGAUCAUGGAACUAGGUCAUACCACGAGAUAAUACUGUGAGCAAACAACUUGAAGUCAUUGGGAUAUAUAUAUAUAUUUUUUAAAGCCAUAUCAUUGCAAUCUUUACCUGGUAAAAGCUCUCACAUUUGAUCUUACACAGGUGUGCAUGAUCUUAUAGAGCUGUACAAAAUCACGAGGGGAAUAGAUCGAGCAGAUGCACAGAGUCUCGUGCCCAGAGUAGACAAUCGCGAUCCAGAGGACAUAGGUUUAAGGGCGGAAAAAUUUAAAAGGAACCUGAGAGGUAGUGCUUUCACAGAAGGAGUGGUGGGUGUAUGGAACGAGCUACCGGAGAAGAUAGUUGAGGCAGGUACUAUCACAAUGUUUAAGAAACAUUUAGACAGGCACAUGGAUAGAACAGGGUUGGAGGGAUAUAUGCAAAACGCAGGCAGGUGGGAUUAGUGUAGAUGGGACAUUUUGGCCGAUGUUGGCAAGUUGGGUUGAAGGACCGGUUUCCAUGCUGUAAGACUCUACAACUCUAUGACAUGCAUGACAACUCAUUUGUUGGUCAGUUAAACCAAUUCAUACUGUAGUUCAUCAGCUUGCGGGAUUGCUGGAUUUGUAUCUUGGGACGGAAUACUUUCCACUGUAGAACCGGGCAAUCUUGACGUCUAAUGUCCACAUGGAUAGGCCAGUCACUGAAUGAAACUUGCCCAUUCUCUGCACCAACUAAAUAUUAUUUCUCAUAUUUUCAGUUAAAUAUUAUUUCGAUUAUUUUCCUCAUGACUUCAAUUGCUGUUUGGUCCAUCAAUACUACGCCAGUUGUAGAGUCAUACAGAAGGGAAACAGGCCCUUCAGCCCAACUUGCCAAUGCCGACCAAGCUGUCCCAUCGACAUCCCAUCUGUCCGCUUUUGGCCCAUAUCCCACUAAACCUUUCCUGUCGAUAUACCUGUUCAAAUGUAUUUUAGAUGUUGUUAUAGUAUCUGCCUCAACUACCUGCUCUAGUAACUCAUUCCAUAUAGCAUCACCUGUUUGGAAAAAGUUGCCCCUUAAACCUAUGUCAUCUGGUUCUUGAUUUUCCUGCUCUGGGUAAAAGACUGUGCAUCUACUCUCUCUAUUCCUCUCAUGUUCUUAGACACCCCUCAUCCUCCUGCAUCCAAGGAAUAAACUCCUAGCCCGCCCAACCUCUCCCUAUAGCGUAUGCCCCCAUUUCCUGGCAACAUCCUCGCAAACCUUCUCUGCACUCUUUCCAACUUAUCAUCUUUCGUAUAGCAGAUUGACCAAAACUGAACACAAUCACUCUGAAUGUGGCCCGCACCAAAGUGCUUUUGCUUUUGUGACCUCCAUCUCUGCAACCACAGCCAUUCACUGGGCAGAAACAACGACACUUAGAAGAUUGUAAGGAGACAUGUCUGAGACAUUUCUGGUGUCCAGACUCGGUGGGAGUUUGUACAGGGGACUGAGGGUGAAGGUCUGGAGGUUGGAGGGGAGGUUAAAGGACAAGCAGAUGGGGGAAGAAUAUUAUAGUCAGCAGGAGAUUGAAAGGUUGGGGUGGCCAGGAGAGGUUGCAAGGUUGCCCUAAUGUUUGGGAGGGGGCGGUGGGAGCAGUGAUAGAGGAGGAGCUCUGAAGGAGAUCCAAGCUCUCAGAUGGGAAGGAUUAGAUUGGUACUUUGUGGGCAAACUAAUAAGGUUUUUUUUUCUGGACAGUUAGACAGCGGCCAUCUGAUUUAUUUCUCAAUUUGGUUGAAGCUGUGAGGCACUCCACACACAGCUUGGGAAUUGAAGACAUUCUGCAAUUUGGCUAAAGUUUUAAAUCCGUGGCUUCACUCACUCUUGACUGGAAAAGGAAGAGAAAAUAGUUUUCACUGUUUAUGCCUCCUUGGAAGAGGAAAAAGAUGAAUGAGAAACCGAAUAAUAAGAGGUAAGUGUCAUCUGAAAGCAGCUGUGCAGCCAAGUGUGCGGCCUGUAAUUGAAGAAAGUUAUUUAUAACCUGGGUAUACACUAUCUAGUCUCCGGAGCUGCUAAGGUUGAUUCACACCCUUAAUGACAUUCAGAUGGAGCAACUCACUCCAGUCAUUGAUUGUCAGACACACAGUCCUCUGCAUCCAGGCUGUCUUACUCCCUGAGUGACCUACUCCGGGAAUGUCUUACACCUUGAAUGUCUUACUCCUUGAGUAACAUACACAAGGAUAACAUUUAUAUGGUUUAGCCUACGUCCAGGUUGACCCUGAUUAACUUUUUAGUUCAGUUAUCUUGCAAAUCCAAAGAGUAAUGGGCCUGUCCCACUUAGGCGACUGCCGGCGACUGUCAAGUCUUAGCAGGUCGCUGAAAAACCGGCCACUGGGAUGGCGACUGG